UAUUCUCAUUCGUGUUGGACUUUAAAAGAGCCAGUCGCCACGCAGGACCCGACAGAGCCGCAAACAAACCCCCUCUUCAACCUGCUCCGGUCGGACCUACAAAACACGACAAAAAAAUGGCGUGUAUUUCCUCUUUAAUAACGACGGGACUUUCCCGUUAACGUGCAGCUCAGCUGUCGAAACGAAGCUUUCGGAGAAACGGCCUCCUCACGGCGGAUAUCUCCCCUCUUUUAAUCCUCCUUUUUUCUUUUCUUUUUUUUUUAAUGAGGAUUUUCAAGAUGGCUGAUGACAGCUAACAAGGACAGAGAGGCGACGUCCCCUUUAAGAUUAGGAGGGCUUUUUUUUCCUCUCCCUGUACUCUUAAUCAGUUAAAAAUAUAUAACGUUAUAUAUAUAUAAGAUAUGACUGCUUCUAAUAAAUAAUGACCACAGCUUACACGAAGCGUCCUCUCGGGUUGAUCUAGUGUUUCAUCCUGUUACCUGUGCGCUGGUGAGGUGACGUCUAAAGGUAAUUUACACCGUUUUAUCCGAGAUAAGGAAGUAGGGAAACACGUUGUUUGCUAAAGGCUGAGCCGACGAGAGGUGAAUACGGUUGAGGCCACUGGGUGAAACGGUCAUCCUGAUCUUUGUGUGAGGAUUUAUUUGAUAUAUGUGUCGGAGUGGGGGGACCAGGAGCCUCUGCAACAGAAGCCAACAUUCCUGCGGAUCCUAAAACCCUUUGUUUUGUGCGCAGGAGGUGGACUCGAUUAUUAAAACGAUUAACUAUGCAGUAAACGGGCUCGAGAUCAGGGCUCCGGGGGUGAUUUUUUUCAUGUUUAAUGAGAUUACAAGGCCUUUGUUGUCGACAGAAACCUGGUAGGACGAAGAGAAGGAGCGAAGGAGGAAAAAAACCGAGGCCUUGUGUACAGAUAUGCGAGCUUUGCCACACAGCAGGCGUUAUUCAGCUCGUAGAAAUGUGUCUUUUUUUGUUGAAUUGAAGGGGCUGAAGGAAGCCUGGCUGUCGAUCUGACUCGUUGGACAGUGUUUAUUGUCUGCUGCCAAACCGUCGCUGGUUGUGUGUGUGUAGUAAACUGCAGGUGGAGGAUCCUCGGAUACUUAUUUGUGAUUCAACGGACAAAAGCUUCGCGCUGCGUUGAGAUUAUUGACGGAUUCAAGCGCCCUUGAGGUCCAGAUUUUAAAAAAUCCGGUUUCGUGUUUUUUUGCUGCUAAAAAGACUCUUUGUGUGGGUAGUAAUCAGGGUGUGGGCCGGACUGGAGCAGUCUGUUUUCUCGUGGUUUUCAUGCUUCGUUUGUCGGUCUGAAUUUGAUCCACAGUCGAUUAUAAUCCGAAACUCUCAAGGUAAAAGGGCCCGAGCAGGCAGCGAGGAAGUGGUACAAGGAUCAACUGUCUUUUCAUGUGCUACACAGAGAUUGAUUCGGCUCGUGAUCAUACAAGUAGAUAUGUAGAUGUUUUUCUCUGUGCCUCGAUUGCAUUUCAUGGUUUUACCUGCAGCUGACAGGCUUUUAGCUUCCUGUAGGCCUAUAAACGCACAGAGGGCCCAGUGUGUGUAUGUGAGAGAUUUAGAGGAAAGGAAAGCACCGUUUACUGUAAUCUGUGUAACAUCAGCUCCUGCUGUGCGUGUUGAAAUCACCAAGGUGUUGUAAUCUUUGCCGUCUCUGCUUACAUUUUCUGGAUUUUGUUGCCUUCCUGCUGCAGCAGUGAGCACUACUGGUCACCUGUCAGGGAGUCUCGUUUGGUGUGGUCACAAGGGUUGAAAUAUAUAUAUAUAUAUAUAUAUAUAGACUGAUCUUUCAGGCUGGCAUCGGGUUUGUUUAAACAAAAUAUUUCCCCCCCCCCAAGACUUGUGUCGAGCCGUGUUUUCCUGCGAGGACCGAGAGGCCUAAGGGUCCGGUAGAAGUGGGGAACAGUUAGUGUAUGCCUGCCCGCACCAUGAUGUCCUCUGACAUGGCUGAGACGUGGAGGAACUGUUUUGAGGAGGAGCUCAUCUGCCCCAUCUGCCUGCACGUGUUCUCAGAUCCCAUCCAGCUGCCCUGCAAGCACAACUUCUGCCGGGGCUGCAUCAGCGAGGCCUGGGCCAAAGUGUCCAUGCUGGUCCGCUGCCCCGAGUGCAAUCACGCGUACACGCAGAAGCCGAGCCUGGAGAAGAACCACAAACUGUCCAACAUAGUCGAGAAGUACAACGCCCUGAGCGUGGAGAAGCCCACCGCGCCGGCGCUGCAGUGCAUCUUGUGCCGCCGAGGCCCGCCGCUGCCCGCCGUGAAGGUCUGCCUGCGCUGCAACGCCCCGUGCUGUCAGUCCCACGUCCAGACGCACCUGCAGCAGCCGUGCUCGGCCCUCGGGCACCUGUUGGUGGAGGCGGAGGCGGUGAAGGCCUGGACCUGCCUGCAGCACGACGAGUACAGGCUGUACCACUGUGAGGCCGAGCAGACGGCCGUGUGCCAGUACUGCUGUUUCGCCCGCUGCCACCCCAGCCACGGCCACGCGGUCACCGACGUGGAGCUGCGACGCAACGACAUCAGACAAAGCCUGUUAAGGCAGCAGGAGCGCGUGGAGGAGCGCGUGCAGGAGAUCGAAGAGCAGCUCUGCAAACUCGACUCUGACAAGUGUGUGGUGGAGGACCGGGUGUGUGAGCUGAAAGAGGAGGUGCGCCUGCAGUACCAGCGGAUGCACCAGCUCCUGGAGGAGGAUCUCGGUCGGACGCUGGAGGCUCUGGACCGGGCUCAGGCUCGGUUCUGCCAGGAGAACGCGGCCCAGGUUUUGGCUCUGGGCGAGCAGCGCCACGAGGCCCAGAAGCUGCUGAGCUCCAUCCACACGGCCUUCAAUAAGGCGGAGGAGCUGAGCUUCAUGAAGAACACCAAGCCGGUUAAAAUACUCACAGACAGGUCUCAGGCGUGUGUGGGCAGCAGCCUCCCUCCUUACAAAGUGGGGAAUCUAAACUCUAAACAAUUCCUAUCUGAAAUCUCAAAAAGAGAGAAGAGCUUAAAGAGAACGCUGGAAGUCCCCCUUACCCCUCCCUCCACCUUCCUGCAGUCUGUCCCUGCGUAUUCCAGCGGUCAGAGCUCCGGCUCUGGAGCAGAGAAACGGAAACAUUCCACUGCCUUCCCAGAGGGGAACGGCAACGUCGGAAAGACCGCCACUCCGGGUUUCAAGGACUCCUCCUCUUCUUCCUCAUCGUUAGCCAAACAGCCCUAUCUGGGCUCCGGCUCUGCCUCCGGAGAAGGUCAGUCCACCAAUCAGCAGCCUCUGGGCCCCUGCGGCCCGCCUCACAUCGGUGAGAGCGGCGGGACAGGAAGUGGAAGCGGCUCUCUGACCAACCACCAUUCAGGCUCUGUGUUCGGCUCCUCGCACUUUCCUCCCGGAGGCAGCGGCUCCUCGCACUCCUCCCAGCAGGCCGUGCUGCCUCAGUAUGGCGGGCGUAAGAUCCUGGUGUGUACGAUGGAUAACUGCUACUGCUCCGGCGUGCCGUCGGUGUCGGGCCACCGCAGCCAUCCCUCGUACCCGCGCUCUGGCUCUUUUCCCUGGGUCAGCACCCAAGACUACCCCCCGCCUCCCGGCCUGGCCUCUGGAGGUCCGUCCAUGCAGGGCUUGGCAGUGAGGGACUGGAUAGACGCCUCGCAGACGCACAGACACGCAGAUUUUUAUGGGCUGUAUGGGCAGCCCUCAACAAAGCACUAUGUCACUAGUUAACAAAGUAGACAUACACACACACACGCACACGCUUGGAAAUAGAGACAUGCACCAAAAUAGCACACCGUUACCGUCUUAUUAACCGGAAACAAGUUAGAGUAUACACACAUUCAAAUAUUACGAUUUGUCAACACACACACACACCAAUCUAGAACAUGUACACACAUUCGGGGUCAGGGUUGAUCUCUUGUGUGUUUUUAUUUUCUUCUUUUCUUUAUUUUCAGUCAGUGUUUCAUGUAGUGUAUUAUAUGUAAAAAUGCAAGCCAACACGCUCACUCUGGCACAACUUCACUCAGCGUUUUACACAUGAACAAGAGAGGCCUCAGAGAAGAUGGAGACAUGCAUCCUUUUAUUAUUUAUAGAGCAGAAGAUGGAUUGAUAGAAAAUCAACUUUUGUUAGAAAACGCCUCUUCGGGGCUGUUCACCCACGACGCUAAAGGAAAAGAGAUGACAACCGUGCAGUGUUGAGCUUUCCAGUUUAGCGCCUCAUGUUUCUGUGUAAUCACCCUCUAGUCGGACUGAGAUCAAUUGCCUUAUUUUAUUAUUGGCAUCAUGUUUGUUUUCUUCUGCCCGGCUCACUUUGUUUGGUUUAUCCUUUUAAAAGAAGGACUCUCGUUUUCAUGGCCAUGGCACCUCAUCCCUUCUUUGCCGAGUUCAGGGAUGGAUCGUACGGCUUGAACACAAAACGCUCUUCCAUGGAACACCCACAAUGCACUUGUGGACGCCUUGUUAUGCCUGGACUACAGAUGCGGACCCACAGAGGGACACUGGAGCUGCAUCUGAAGGGCCGGUUGACCCUGGCCCAAAGAGUUUUGAGGAUUUGGCCCUGACGCUGAGCACUCCCCUCCUGCUAUCAGGCUUCCCAUCGGACAGAAAACCGUCUUCUGACAAAGACUGUUUCCAUUUAGUAAUUACUAUGACUUUGUGUUAUUUGGUACAUCUGUAGGUGUCAUGCUUGUCUAGAGACUUUGAUUUUAGAGGAAAAGGCAAGACUGGACAGACCAAACCAAUCAAGCAUCUAAAGGAUCUGAUGAUGCUGUAAUUGUACUUCCUGCAGGGCAAAGAUGUCACUUCCUCUCAAUAAGCACACGAGCUCUUGGCUUCCUGUUUGCAGCAGAAAUCAUGCAAGGAAGAGUUUUUUUAAGCACUCAUAAGAAGAACAAUGGGGGGGGGGAAAUGUAUGCAGUUUUUAAAAUGAGUGUAUGGAAGAAAAGAAGGGUGGGAGGAGUUUUUUUCAUCUAGUUUUUCUAAAAGAUCAAGACUGGACUGCGAGAUGUAAGCAAUUGUCAUCCUAAAAAGGAGCAACGUAAAGAAAAAACAACAACAUAAAAAGUAUCUUUUUUUUGUACAUAUUUUGUGAAAUGGAAAAAUUACAGACGUGAUUUGGAGAAGGGUUCCAAAUAAACAAACUCAUUAAAACCA
Molecule: messenger RNA, 5108 nt
Organism: Pseudoliparis swirei
Lineage: Eukaryota; Metazoa; Chordata; Actinopteri; Perciformes; Liparidae
Gene: trim8b
Product: tripartite motif containing 8b
Exons: 5
Coding region: 1914-3686 (590 amino acids)
Source: RefSeq, a predicted model, not a curated record